GCAGUGGCUGUUCUCACCUUCUACCCCAUCAUUCUUUUAUCGUUACCUCCUAUAACUUUUCUCAGAGUUAAAUUUAGCGCAGUUGCGCAACUCCUGGUCGCUGUGGUGCAGGACUACCCACUGCUAAGGCAGUCGACUUCACCAUGGCUCCGAAGGACACCUUCUUCCGCUCGUCGGAUAUGAGCUUGACGCAGCUCUAUAUCGCGAACGAGAUCGGUCGUGAGGUUGUUAGUGCUCUUGGUGAGCUAGGCCAGGUGCAGUUUCGGGAUCUCAAUCCCGAGACAAACGCUUUCCAAAAGACGUUUACGAAGGAGAUUCGGCGGUUGGAUAAUGUGGAGAGGCAGCUUCGUUACUUCCAUGCGCAGAUGGAUAAGGCUGGAAUCCAGAUGAGGCCAUCGUCGGAGUUCUCGGAUACGCUCGCUGCCCCUUUGGCUUCGGAGAUUGAUGAGCUUGCUGAACGCAGCGAGAGCUUGGAGCAGCGCAUCGCUUCGCUGAAUGACAGCUACGAGACUUUGAAGAAGCGCGAAGUGGAGUUGACCGAAUGGCGCUGGGUUUUGAGGGAGGCCGGGGGCUUUUUCGACCGUGCUCACACCCAUACUGAAGAAAUUCGCCAAUCCUUUGAUAACGAUGAGGCGCCGCUUCUCCGAGACGUCGAGCAGCAGAACCACCGUGGUGCGAACGGCGAUGCGCAGGGCCAGCAGUCGUUUCUCGAACUGAACAUCGGUUUCGUGUCUGGUGUUAUCCCUCGCGACCGAAUUGGUGCUUUUGAGCGUAUUCUCUGGCGGACGCUCCGUGGUAACCUCUACAUGAACCAAGCUGAGAUCCCGGACCCCAUCGUCGACCCGACCACCAACGAGGAGACGCAGAAGAUGGUUUUCGUGAUCUUUGCACAUGGAAAGAACAUUAUUGCAAAGAUCAGGAAGAUCUCGGAGUCCCUUGGUGCUUCGCUUUACAGCGUCGAUGAGAACAGCGAACUGCGUCGGGACCAGAUUCAUGAGGUUAACACGAGGUUGAGUGAUGUCAACAAUGUCCUGCGGAACACGAAGAACACUCUCGACGCGGAGCUUUCUCAGAUCGCUCGCUCCCUGGCCGCUUGGAUGAUCAUUGUCAAGAAGGAGAAGGCCGUUUACGACACCCUCAACAAGUGCUCGUAUGAUCAAGCGCGAAAGACUCUUAUCGCGGAAGCUUGGUGUCCCACAAACUCUCUGUCGUUGAUUAAGUCGACUUUGCAAGAUGUCAAUGACCGUGCUGGUCUUAGUGUUCCUUCCAUCGUUAACCAGAUUCGCACGAACAAGACGCCGCCGACUUAUGUACGGACCAACAAAUUCACCGAAGCGUUCCAGACCAUUGUCGAUGCGUAUGGUAUCUCCAAGUACUCCGAGGUCAACCCCGGCCUGUACACUGUCGUCACGUUCCCCUUCCUCUUCGCCGUCAUGUUUGGUGAUUUCGGUCACGGCUUCCUAAUGGCUUUGGCUGCUGCCGCCAUGAUCUUCUGGGAAAGGCAGCUCUCAAAGACAAAGCUCGACGAACUGACGUAUAUGGCUUUCUACGGUCGCUACAUCAUGUUAAUGAUGGGUAUCUUCUCGAUGUACACUGGUCUCAUUUACAAUGAUAUCUUCUCCAAGUCCUUCACCGUCUUCUCGAGUUCCUGGAAAUGGCCUGACAAUAUUGAACAAGGCCAGUCUGUUGAAGCGUCACUCAAGGGCAGCUACCGGUUCCCCUUCGGUCUAGACUGGAACUGGCACGAGGCCGAGAACAGUCUGCUGUUCACCAACAGUUUGAAGAUGAAAAUGAGUAUCAUCCUUGGUUGGGCGCAUAUGACCUAUGCUCUUAUCCUGCAAUACGUCAAUGCUCGCCAUUUCAAGUCCAAAGUCGACAUCAUCGGCAACUUCAUCCCCGGCAUCAUCUUCUUCCAAUCCAUCUUUGGUUACCUUGUUCUUACUAUCAUUUACAAAUGGUCCGUUGAUUGGCCGGCUAGAAACCAGUCACCCCCUGGUCUCCUCAACAUGCUCAUCUUUAUGUUUCUGUCCCCUGGAAACGUCGAAGAGGAGCUCUAUCCUGGCCAAGGCGGUGUCCAGCUUUGCCUAUUGCUCCUUGCCGUCGCACAAGUCCCCAUUAUGCUAUUCUUCAAGCCCUUCUACCUUCGCCGCGAGCACAAUCGUGCCCGCGCCCUCGGCUACCGUGGCCUCGGCGAACAAUCCCGCGUCAGCGCCCUGGAUGAAGACGGCGACCUCGACGGCCCCCGUCAAAGCACGGCAAGUGACGGCGAAGGCGUUGCCAUGAUUGCCCAGGACCUCGAAGAAGAGCACGAGGAGUUCGACUUCUCCGAAAUUAUGAUUCACCAGGUCAUCCACACGAUCGAGUUCUGCCUCAACUGUAUCUCCCAUACGGCAUCCUACCUGCGUCUCUGGGCGCUCUCUCUCGCGCACCAACAGCUCUCUAUUGUCCUCUGGGACAUGACUCUCGGCACCGCGUUUGAUCAAGAAGACGGCACCAUUCGUACCAUCAUGAUCAUUGUCACCUUCUACAUGUGGUUCACUCUGACUAUUGCCAUUCUCUGUGUGAUGGAGGGAACCAGUGCCAUGUUGCACUCGCUCCGUCUGCACUGGGUUGAGGCCAUGAGCAAGCAUUUUAUGGGCGAUGGUAUACCAUUCGCUCCAUUUAGCUUUAAGACCCUACUGGAGGAGGAUCCGGUUGAUUGAACGGUUUAGAUUAAGCUGGCUUGGCUCUCGCAUUCUUUCUCUCUUUAUAUUUCCUUUCUUCUUGUCGAGGUCGAUGUAU
This is a messenger RNA of Aspergillus nidulans FGSC A4, 2781 nucleotides long. Its product is annotated as H(+)-transporting V0 sector ATPase subunit a. Lineage: Eukaryota; Fungi; Ascomycota; Eurotiomycetes; Eurotiales; Aspergillaceae. Gene Ontology annotation, molecular function: proton-transporting ATPase activity, rotational mechanism. Gene Ontology annotation, biological process: proton transmembrane transport. The transcript has 3 exons. Gene Ontology annotation, cellular component: vacuolar proton-transporting V-type ATPase, V0 domain; proton-transporting V-type ATPase, V0 domain; membrane. The record is from RefSeq and is a predicted model, not a curated record. Bases 144 to 2702 code for a protein of 852 amino acids.